AAAUGUUAAUCUUGUUGGGUUGUUACCUGCCAGAGCUGAGGAUCAUAUCUGAGGAGAUCAUACCAGAGUUGAACUGUGAGGAUCCGGAGGAGCAGAAUCAGAGGCUCAGGGCGUUACUGGACGCCACGACCAAAGAGCUCGAGUGGAAGAUGGACAAGAUUGCAGAAUUGCAGGAGCUGGAGAAGGAUAAUGGUCCCACACAUGGUGCUUUGGAGGUCAACACACUGGACAUGACAGGUGGAGAGAACAAGCUGCCUGUGCUGCAUGAGAUGGAGAAGGGUGCUUUGGAGAUCAACACAUCGGAACUGGGAGAUGGAGAAUGCAAGGUGGCUGAUCAUGCUCUCAUGCUGCAUGAAAACCACAAGCAAGAGAUGGAGGCUAUUCAUGCCAAGAUAAUUCAACUUGAGAGGCAACUGGAGCAAAGGGAUAAAGCCCUAGUGCUCAUCGCACGGCAGCUGAACAUGAAACUACAAGCAGGGGAGAAGGUCCCAGAGGAAGACCAUCAACGUCUUUAUGCAGUAAUGACGUAUGUGAGAAAUAUUGUGGAUGAGGAAGGGAAAAGGAUGAAAGUUCCAUUGCUAGACCUCUUCAAAAGAGAGCAGGCUAACAGCAAAGAGCUCCAAGAGAAUCGCCAAGAGUUGAUUCAGGGCUUUGAGAACAUGCCGAUUAGUGGGGGCGCCGUUGUUAGAAUCAAAAAGAUGGGCCAACUUGAUGAGAAUCCUUUUCGCGCCGCAUGCAAUUUGAAAUACAGGGACAAUGAUCCAGAGGGCAAAGCUGCAAGGUUGGUCUCGUAUUGGCAGGAGGAAAUACAGAAGCCAUCAUGGCGUCCGUUUACUAAUAUUCAGGUCGAUGAAGAAGAUAAGGAGGUUAUAGAUGACAAUGAUCCAAGACUAAGCAAGCUGCGGUUGGAUUAUGGCGACAGCGUCUGCAAUGCAGUGAAGGAUGCACUGAGAGAGCUCAACGAGUAUAGUCCUGACGAGCGGCGCAUCAUGAAUGAGGUCUGGAACUUCCGGGAAGGGCGGAAAGCAACGAUGACAGAGGUGAUCACCUGCAUUUUGGAGCAGCUGGCAGUGGCGGACCCAGGAUUGCGAGGACAGGAAUUCAAGGUUCCCCCCAAAAAAUGCUCAAAUUCAAUAUAA
Triticum dicoccoides is the source of this 1139-nucleotide messenger RNA. RefSeq names its product factor of DNA methylation 2-like. The transcript has 6 exons. Lineage: Eukaryota; Viridiplantae; Streptophyta; Magnoliopsida; Poales; Poaceae. The record is from RefSeq and is a predicted model, not a curated record. Bases 3 to 1139 code for a protein of 378 amino acids. Gene Ontology annotation, biological process: gene silencing by siRNA-directed DNA methylation.